AUGCCUUCUGCUCUCGAGAUUACUGCUGGUGCCUGGCUGCUGACCUCUCUCGGCCACACUGUCAACGGCCGAGACUGGCAAUCGCACUCCUCCAUCAAGGCUCUUCCCGCCGAGCAAAAGACCUGUGCCCGCUCUGGCUGGUACCAGGGCAGCGGCUUUCUGUUCAUCGCCUCUCUCCUCAACUACUACUGGUCCAAGAACCCUCAGGUGCUUCAGGAUCCGAUCCAAAAGGCGAUUGCUGGUCUCUUCAGCGCCAUCCUCGGCGUCAGCUCCGUCUUUUACGCUGCCAACGGCGUGGCCGCCAACUCUGUGGUGACGGGCCUCGUGUCGGCGCUCCAGGCCUAUGCCGCUUUCAAGGCCAACUAG
Messenger RNA from Cordyceps fumosorosea ARSEF 2679, 366 nucleotides. RefSeq lists its product as hypothetical. The transcript has 3 exons. The coding region runs from base 1 to 366 and encodes 121 amino acids. The record is from RefSeq and is a predicted model, not a curated record. Lineage: Eukaryota; Fungi; Ascomycota; Sordariomycetes; Hypocreales; Cordycipitaceae.